AAAGACAUAAACGUGUCAAGUGGUUUCAAAAAAUAACAUGGUUUUUAAAAAUGCAAAAUAUAGUUUCAAUUAAAAAAAGAUUAUAAAAUGCAUUCAGGAACUUUGUGAAGUUCACGCAUUGAAAAUAUCAAGGAAUUUGGUGACAACUCGGACUGUAAACUGGAACGUCAACGCACCACGAGCACAGCCGGGGCUAACUUGGUAAUGCUUGCCGAGCUCAGCAUUUGGGAAAUGGUAACUGUUAACGCGUAGAAAAUGGAGGAGAAGGACCGCUUUGCCUUCCUGGCCGAUUGGUACGACCCGACGGCGGCUCUCCUGCGGCGCUACCAACUCUUUUACUACCCCCAUGACAGCUCUGUGGAGAUGUUUGACGUAAAGAACCAGCGCAUCUUCCUGCGGCGGACCAAAUACGGCGACCUGCGCCCGGGCGAUCUGUUUGUGGGCGGCCGAGUCAACGUCUUCUCGCGGCAGCUCAACAUCGUUGACUACGGCGACAAAUACACGGCCGCCAAGCUGGGCAGCAAAAAAGAACGAACCCUCGCGCUGCUCAAGCCGGACGGCGUGAACAAGGUCGGCGAUGUCCUGGAAAUGGCCAACCAGGCCAACCUGAUGGUCACCAACGCCAAGAUGACGCACUUGACAUGGAGCCAAGCGGCAGACUUUUAUGUGGAGCAUCAGUCGAAGCCCUUCUUCAAUUCCUUGGUGCAGCAGGUGUGCUCUGGUCCCGUGGUGGCCUUGGAGCUGGUGGGCGACGAGGCCGUGUCCGUCUGGAGGAACCUCCUGGGGCAUUCGGACGCGGCGGCGGCGCACAAGGAGGCGCCGCAGAGCGCCGGGGGGCAGCUGGGAAGCGACCUGGCGCACGGCUCCGACUCGCUGAGCGCCGCAGCUAGGGAGCUGGAGUUCUUCUUCCCGACCACAAUCUGCCACGGCCCCGUCAACACGGCCCUCUAUUCGCAGUGCACGUGUUGCAUCAUCAAACCUCACGCUGUCUCCCAAGUUCAACGUGGACCGAGCCAACGCCGAGGAGUUCUACGAAGUCUACAAAGGCGUCGUGACGGAAUACACGGACAUGGUGACGGAGCUGUCUUUGGGACCCAGCAUGGUUCUGGAGCUCCACGGCGCCGACGUAGCCAAGACCUUCCGCGACUUCUGCGGGCCCGCCGAUCCGGACAUCGCUCGCCACCUCCGUCCGUCCACGCUGCGAGCCAUCUACGGCAGCGACAAAGUCAAGAACGCCGUCCACUGCACAGACCUCGCAGAGGACGCCAUCCUGGAGGUGCAGUACUUCUUCAAGAUCUUGGACGGAUGAGCGAAUAAAUAAUAAUAAAUCAAAUUUUCAAAAGAAACAUUGAGACUUUGUUGUUGUUUUUUUUUCUCCCUGUUUGAACCAGAUUUAAUACGGACAAGCGCUUGGAUUAUUAAGUUUCUGUUAACAUGUAAUGGGAAACUGUAUUGUUACCUUUCUGUUGUUAUCAAAUCAGUUUUCCUGAAUUGAAAUGCCAUUAAUCCACUCCAGAUAUAAUAAAAGAAUGUAAAGCAGUAAAGUUAUGUAAUGUGUGUGCAUGUAGAGCUAGCGACAGCUCCUUCCUGGAAAAGUUGGGAGUAGGGGUUUGGGCAUGGAGAAUCGAUUGGAAGCGGGACUAACAUUUCAGUUCUCCCGGAAUCGUUCACAUUUUUUAAUUUCGGUUCCUAGUUCCCACGUCUACAGCCCGCCGACCCGCAUUGCGUUGUGCAAAACAAUGUCGGAUUUGGCUAAGGACCCCCGAAAAUGGCUUACGAAGCACGGCUUAAACCGCAAGCUAUCGGUUUCGCGGAGGAACAUGGGAGUCGAGCAGCCGCGAGAGAAUUCCUUUCCGAUCCGAUAAUUCCAGCUGAUGUACUUCACCGCUCAAAUGACUGAAGUAUUAAAAGUAUCGAUUUGUGAUUCAAUUUUAGCGCACAACGAUCUGGUAUCAGAGAUAAUAUUUUGCAGUUUUGAGCUACAUAUCACUACUCAAUGGAUUCUUCCUCAAACUACUUCCCAGAUCUUGGACAGCUGAAGACAAAAAAAAACAAAAAAUAAACACACACAAAUGUCACAUGACUUUUUGAUGUUUGUUGUUUAUUGUUUCAGCCAGAUUAAAUAAAGUGACCAGAAGACUUCUGACAAAGUGUUUUGAUUAUUUUUCUUAUUUCAUUUUUUAUUCUUUUUUUGUCAACAUGUAACGGGAUACUGCAUUGAUACUUAUAUUAUUUUUAUGUUUUCAACCAGCGACUACUUUGGUAUCGGAUUCAAAACAUGACACUUUUGAGAGAAACAGAGAGAGAGAAAUAAAAUGUACAACUGCAUAAAUAUAAAAUUCUUCCACCAUGAACAUGGCUAAAACAUUCAACAGUAUAGGAACUCUGCUAGAAACUAAAACAAAAAAAAAAAAAAAAAAAAACUAAACGACAGAAGGGGGGAAUGAAAAGCGUACAAAUGAUGGAUCCUUUCUUGAUGUUGUCCAGUACCGCGCUAGUAUUUCAAUUAGUCGCACGCACACACACACAAACGCACACGCGCACAGAAGCGGACGAGACGAGAUUUUACGACACAAACACGUCAGUAGUAGUAAGUAGUAGUAAUAGUAGUGGAGUUGCCGAUUUUUUUAAACAUUUUUUUCAUAGUAUGGACGCGUCUCUAUGGCUCCAGGAGGAGUUAGUAUUCAUCGUCGUCGUCAUCAUGUACAGCAGAAUAAAUAUGAUUUGAUUUGCUUUGCUAUUGCUACGCCACGUCCUAAAACCCUGGACAGACACAAGAGAAGCCCGAGUGGGAAUGAAGCGCACACAUUUUUAGGAAGUGGAAUAAGGUCGUGAUUCUCAAAUGGUGUGGCAGCACCUCAAAGUGGGGAAGGCAGCGGACACAAGGUAAAAAUGACAGUUUACGACGGUAACCGACAUAUGGCACUGGAGGACAAAAGAAGCAAUCUUACCAGAAUAAAGAUGUAUUUUUGUAUGCAUGUACUUUUUUUUUUUUUUUU
Phycodurus eques (leafy seadragon) is the source of this 2999-nucleotide messenger RNA. RefSeq names its product NME/NM23 family member 7 (gene nme7). NCBI's taxonomy places the organism in Eukaryota, Metazoa, Chordata, Actinopteri, Syngnathiformes, Syngnathidae. The record is from RefSeq and is a predicted model, not a curated record. Gene Ontology annotation, cellular component: centrosome. Gene Ontology annotation, molecular function: ATP binding; nucleoside diphosphate kinase activity. Gene Ontology annotation, biological process: GTP biosynthetic process; CTP biosynthetic process; UTP biosynthetic process. Bases 256 to 1317 code for a protein of 353 amino acids. The transcript has 11 exons.